Messenger RNA from Daucus carota subsp. sativus, 2034 nucleotides. RefSeq lists its product as uncharacterized. NCBI's taxonomy places the organism in Eukaryota, Viridiplantae, Streptophyta, Magnoliopsida, Apiales, Apiaceae. Gene Ontology annotation, molecular function: DNA binding. The transcript is spliced from 3 exons. Bases 178 to 1356 code for a protein of 392 amino acids. The record is from RefSeq and is a predicted model, not a curated record.
AUUGGUAACGUUUUACUUUUUCCCAUGACCCCUUUCGGGCCUUGUUUUUCUUGAUCCACCUCACGCGAAAAGUCCAUCUUCCACCUAUACAAUACAUGUUCUUUGCAUUUUCUCAUGUCAUUUGCAUAUAUAUAACGUACCCCUUUUAAUUCUUCUUCAAAUUUCAUAGCUUUUACCAUGCUUGGCUUCGUUGCUGAUCAAUUUGCCGCUCCUUCUCAAGCUCCGAAACCAAGGAUGAGGAGAGCAAGAUCAUAUAAUGUUUCCAGUCAAGGACAAGAUGGGUGGACCAUUAGAAAGACCCUAACUUCGUCUGAUGUUGAUAUCACUCAUCCGUUCCUCACUUUGCCUCGUCAACCAGUUGAAAACCAUAUACUUGUGCAUUUGACACAGCUAGAGCGGAAUCAAUUAAAUAAUAGAGAGCAGGUAACUAUUAAUGCUCGAGAUGAGGAUACAGGGGAGAAUCAUGUCAUGAAGUUGAAGUGGCGUGGAAGUUAUUAUAACCUUAUUGGGAAAUGGGGAAAACUUGUUCGAGCUAAGGGACUUGAUGCUGGAAGAGAAAUAAAACUACGCUGGUUAAAUGGAUGCUUACAUUUCUCAGUUCCAACCCUGCAGGUCAUGACAGCAAUACCAAUACAGAUGGUUGCACCACCAAUACAUCGAGAACAGUGGCCUAUUAAAAAGGUUUUAACACUGUCUGAUGUGGAUACUAAUCAUCCGUUCUUACCGCUGGCGCGACGAUCAGUUGAAGAUCAUAUUCUUAUUCAUUGGACUCAGCAGCAAAGAGAACUUUUAAGAAAUGAAGAACAAGUUAAUGUGAAUGCUCUAGACGUUGAUAGUGGGGAAAUGUAUGUUAUGAAAUUGAGGUGGCGUGGAAAUUAUUAUAAUCUUAUCGGGAAAUGGGGAAAAAUAAUUCGGCGUAAGGGACUUGGUGUUGGAAAAGAGAUAAAAAUAUGCUGGGGUAAUGGAUGCUUAAACUUUUCAGUUCCCUACGAACGAAAUGUUGUCGUUCUACCAGGACAGGAACAAUGGCCUAUUAAGAAGGCACUAACUUUAUCUGAUGUAGAUACCAAUCAUCCAUUUCUCACUUUGCCCGGAAAAGCAGUCGAAGAUCAUAUUCUAUAUUACUUGACACUUCAAGCACGCGAGCAGUUGAGAAUCGAACGUCAACUCAAUAUUAAUGCUCGUGAUGAUGACACCGGUGAUCUAUAUAUAAUGAAGUUGAAAUGGCGUGGGAGUUAUUAUAAUCUUAUUGGGAAAUGGGGUCAGAUUAUUAGAGGGAAAAGACUACAGGUCGGAAGAGAGAUAAGAGUGCGCUGGGAUAAUGGGUGCCUAAUCUUCUCAGUUCCAGAAUCAUAGUUGCAUUCAUGGUGUAUAGAUUCAGAUAUUUAAGUGAGCAGAGAUUGAUGUGGUUGCUGUGAAAAUACAAUUUUCAAGAAUAUUGAAUUGCUUCAAGGCAUUCAAAGCUGAGAAAGUAUAUAUAAACUUUUGAUUUAGCUCUCCUAAUUCUACAAAAUACCCCCCCCCCCCCCCCCCCCCCCCAAACGUUGAGCAUUUUAGUUGGAGCAUUCUGUUAAGUUAGAAGCCUUGAACUUAUACAUCAUUACUCCAAUGAAGGUUUUUUUUUAGAUUGUAUAUUCAGUAAACCACCUUCUAAUCUUGAGAAGUGAUAACAUCUCCUCUAGAAAAACAAGAUACCGAGUAGAGAAUCCUAGCACUUUUACAAGGGAUCAAGGGUUGGAACCUGGAGUUGGCGCGGGGCAAUAUAUAAAUUUCUGUAAUUAAAUAGGAAUUUAGGAAUAGCAUGAAAUGGUCCUUUCAUUUAUUCAUUUUGUAAUGCUGAUAUUUUUGGUUCACUUUUGUUACAUAUGGGUCCCUCACUGUUUACUCUGUGCUUUAUGCACCACUAAAGAUUGGGGCUGGUCAUUGAUGUUGGAGAUGCAAGUUGAUGCCUUUAGUCAGUUUUUGGUUCUUGCUUCCCUGAUUCAAUAUCUAGUCUUUGGGAAUUGAAUGGAAAUGGUCCUUUUCUUUGCUUGA